Periophthalmus magnuspinnatus is the source of this 1230-nucleotide messenger RNA. RefSeq lists its product as uncharacterized. NCBI's taxonomy places the organism in Eukaryota, Metazoa, Chordata, Actinopteri, Gobiiformes, Gobiidae. Gene Ontology annotation, cellular component: dendrite; cytosol; nuclear body. The coding region runs from base 50 to 1201 and encodes 383 amino acids. The record is from RefSeq and is a predicted model, not a curated record. Gene Ontology annotation, biological process: mitotic sister chromatid segregation; establishment of localization in cell; mitotic cell cycle checkpoint signaling. The transcript has 9 exons.
AUCAGACCAAUGAGAGCGCUCCCUGAAAGGCGGCGGUUUGAAAACUAAAAUGGCCGUCACUCAAGCCCGAGCGCUGGUGCAGAGCUGUGAUCCGCAGCUGUUGGAUGCCUAUGGGGACUCAGAGUCGGCCGUUGCCUCCAGGAUGGUGCUCUUUCUCAGGGACAGUCGCAGAGUCCAUAAGGUUCUAUGGAGACAGCUCUUCGUCCUUGACUCCAUGGUGUCUCUGAUGGAGGAGCUGAAAUCUGUCCAGCAGCUGCUGACCAUGCCCUGCCCUACCCCACCAGAUGGCGGGGCCCGGGGCCGCUGGAAGGCCCUGAAGAUUCAGUACAAAACAUCUUUAGAGGAAACUGAAAACCUGCUCAAGACUCAGCUCCAAAAAAUCCAACAGAUCAACGAGAGACGAGAGAGGAUUGGUGAACUGCUGCACACGCUCCACAAACAGGGCACACACCGGGAGGCGCUGCAGGCCUCUCUGCUCACGGCCCAUGAUGCUUUGCGGCAGAGCGAUGUUCAGCUGCAGCAGCUCCUUGCGGAGGCCGAGGUCACCGCAGGUCACAUGGUCGACUGGGAGCGAAUCAGAGACGAUCUGCAGGUGGAGGUGUCUCUGGUGCAGGACAUGAUGAAGAUGAAGCUGGUGUCCCUGAGUCCAUCUGAGCUCAGUCUGGAGAUCAGUCCUGGUUUAGAUCCUUGCUCGAGUCCUGGUCCUGGCUCAGAUCCUGCCUCGAAUCCUGGUUUAGAUCCUGGCUCAGAUCUUGGCUCAGAACCUGGUCCUGAUCUGGACUCGGACCCUCUGAGGAUCACAGUGAAGUGGGGUCCAGACGACACCUUCACUCUGCAGGUGAGUGAAGUCUGGGGUCUGGGUGACUGCUCCUCUGGGUCCAGGUCUGGUCUCAGGUCGGUUUUGUUGGAGCUGCUGCAGAGGUUCCAAGGCCAGGCCGAGCUGCUGACUGAAAUUCAGGCUCUACGCCACAGUUUUGCGAUCGACUGGCGUCCGACUCAGCGCUGCCUCGUGUUCUUGAAGAGCGCCACGGUGGUCUGUGAGCUGCAGGUGGAGGAGGGGUACCCGAGGAAGGGGGGUGUGAGGCUGCAGUCUGUGCAGAGAGAUGGAGCACGCCAUGACAUCACAGGGAUACAGAAUCAAGAAAAGAAACUGUCCCUCACACAAUGGCUGCUGCUGCUCAGCUCCUCCCCCCAAGUCUGAACCUGAGGCUAAACCGGGACUACACCAAG